Molecule: messenger RNA, 2316 nt
Organism: Sphaerodactylus townsendi
Lineage: Eukaryota; Metazoa; Chordata; Lepidosauria; Squamata; Sphaerodactylidae
Gene: KDM8
Product: lysine demethylase 8
Exons: 7
Coding region: 351-1628 (425 amino acids)
Cellular component (GO): nucleus
Molecular function (GO): histone H3K36 demethylase activity
Source: RefSeq, a predicted model, not a curated record
GGGGGAGGAGAUCGAGACCGGCAGGAGUUUCCUGCCAGGGGGGAUUUCGAGUGCUGGGAGGUGGGAGUGCGGGAGCGCCCCCCUCCUUUGCACCUGUUGAGGGAGCCUCCAUGUACAAGUGCAGUCUAUCUCGGACGGCAGCUGCUGCUGAGAUCGGGAAAGGAAGAUCUCGAUUGGGGGCGCGGAGAUCUCAGACCUGAUUUGGGAGGGGGAUAGAGCACCACUGGCCCCCACCCCCUCCCUCUGAGAUGCCUCAGUUGCUGCCAAUCUCCCUGGCCCCUUGCUUUGUGAGAUUCAGGGGGUAGUUGGGGGGCCUGCUUAGGAUUUGGUGUUGGGACGUCCCAGAAGAGAUGCCAGGGAGCAAGGGGCUGAGCAGUCCCACUCAGGACAGCGGGGGGCAGUCGCCCACCCCUCCAGACACAGCCCUGGCUGCCCACACCUUGUGGGCUGACCUCCGGGCACUCCUGCCCAGCACCAGAGAGGGCUUGCUGCUGGACUUCGGCGAGGCCGUGGAGAGCAGCGUCCUCCUCUUGCUUCAGCAGGCAGCAGACCUCCUUUACGAGGAGGGCACGGACUCCGCCACCUGCCUGGGCCUGGCCGAGAUCAUCCUGGACUACUCUUGGGAGAAGCUGAACAUCGGGACGUGGAGAGACGUGGACAAGGCGUGGCGCCGCGUCUACGCUUACGGCUGCCUCUUCAAGGUGCUCUGUGUGUGCCGUGCUGGCGGGGCUGUGCCCGAGGCCGUGCGCACCUGCGACCUGGGGCUGCUGAUGGGGGCCUCCAUCCUGGACAACGUCUUGGCCAAGGUGAUCGGCGUCCUUCGGCCACAUCUGCCCAAAAGACCUGCGGCUGGAGAUGCCAAGGAGCCCCUCCCAAAGAGAACUCGGACAGGCCCUGCAGAGGUCCCUGCUAUAAAAACACCAGAGAGGGUUUUGCGGCUUCACUGCCCGUCGCUGGAACACUUCCGAGAUAAUUUCCUGCUUCCUCAGAAGCCUGUGAUCUUGGAAGAGGUUGUCGACCACUGGCCCUGCAUGAAGAAGUGGAGCAUAGAAUACAUCCACCAAGUGGCCGGCAGCCGCACCGUCCCCGUGGAAGUUGGCUCCCGCUACACAGACGAGGAGUGGUCCCAGACCCUCAUGUCCGUCGAUGACUUCAUCAGCCACUACAUCGAGAAUCAGGAUCACACCGGAUAUCUCGCCCAGCACCAACUCUUUGAGCAGAUCCCGGAGCUGAAGCAGGAUAUCGGCAUCCCCGACUACUGCUGUCUGGGCAAAGGCGAGGAAGACGACAUCACCGUCAACGCCUGGUUUGGGCCGGCAGGAACCGUUUCGCCCCUCCACCAGGACCCGCAGCAGAAUUUCUUGGUCCAGGUCAUGGGUCGGAAGUACGUGCGCCUCUAUUCUCCCGCUGAGACAGAAAAGCUGUACCCCCACGAGGGCCACCUUCUCCACAACACUAGCCAGGUGGACGUGGAAGAGCCCGACUUGGUGCGGUUCCCUCGGUUUGAGACGGCUGCGUUUCAGGCCUGCAUCCUAAACCCGGGCCAGGUUCUCUUUAUCCCGGUUCAAUACUGGCACUACGUGAGGGCCCUGGACACCAGCUUCUCCAUCAGCUUCUGGUGGUCGUAGCCCCCCCCCGCUCCGCCCCGGAUGGUGGGACUCAGCCUCCUAGACCCCUCCGGGGGAGAGGAAGGAAGGAAGGCAAGUAAGAAAUGGGGCAGGAAGACAAAUUCCUUCGUCCCCUGUGGAAGGAGUGUCUGUCGGCAAGUGCUGAGCUCCAGCUCGUGACGCAGAGGCCCUCGCGCAGUGAAGGAACGAGGGACAGCACAGUUUGGAGGAAAAUACUGCAGAACUUUUAAUUCCAGAAACAACACUGAGGGCAGAAGCCCAAGGGGGACUGCAGCUCCGCUGACCCGGCCCAAAGCGGCUCCUUCCUGCUCUGUGAAGACUGGGGAGGAGGGAGAGCAUUCUUUGCCCGGCGUCCUGACUGUCACCUGGGUCCUGCAGGAACUCUUCUACCUAGAGGUGCUGGUGGACGGCAGAGUAGCCGGUUGGCUGAGCUCUGGAAAAGAGGGGGGAAAGGCAAGGCUGGCUGAAGGGUGGAGAACAGCUCCUCCCUCGCUGUACCCCAACGGCCACGCAAAACAGCACCCUGAAGCGAGGGCGGCUCAGGAGCUCUGCCAGGGCCCUCGCGGCUGAAUUAUCAUGUCCGUGCAAGGCUGGAUUUCUCCCAGGUAACGCUCUCUGCCUGGCAUGAGGCACCGGGCGCCUUCUCUCCUGGGAGGCUGCCUCAAUAAAAACUCUGCUGUUUUAUGGA